AUGCAGCAUAUUGUUUAUUUUUUUUUGUUAAAAGAAAACGCCAAAGUUCCUCCGCUGUUUGUUUGUCUUCUUCUCGCAAAGAACACCACAUACCUUCACCCCGCUGCAGCAGCAGCAGCAGCAGCAGCAGCAGCAGCAAAAGGAACAGCAGCAGCAGCAGCAGCAACAGCAGCAGCGGGAACAGCAGCAACAGCAGCAGCAGAAACAGCAGCAACAGCAGCAGCAACAGCAGCAAAAACAGCAGCGCUGCAGCAGCAGCAGCAGCAGCAGCAAGAGGAACAGCAGCAGCAGCAGCAGCAGGAACAGCAACAGCAGCAGGAACACCAGCAGCAGCAGCAGGAACAGCAGCAGCAGCAAAAACAGCAGCAAACGGAGCAGCAGCAGAAGGAGCAGCAGCAGCAGCAGCAGCAGCAGCAGCAGAAGCAGCAGCAGCAGCAGCAGCAACACAAGCAGCAUCAGGAGCUUUAA
This is a messenger RNA of Eimeria mitis, 468 nucleotides long. RefSeq lists its product as uncharacterized. Bases 1 to 468 code for a protein of 155 amino acids. The transcript has 2 exons. The record is from RefSeq and is a predicted model, not a curated record. Gene Ontology annotation, molecular function: ice binding. Lineage: Eukaryota; Apicomplexa; Conoidasida; Eucoccidiorida; Eimeriidae.